AUGGAACGGAGCAAAUAUAAGUGUCCAUUUGGUUGUGGUACAACAAUCAUACGGCUUCCCUUAGAUUCAGAUUUCAAGAAUCGUAAAGAAGAUCAAUCUAGAAAGUAUGUCGUUAAGCAAAUAGAGAAUGCCAAUUUCAGGUUUGUCCAAUGUCCUGAAGAAAACAUACAAAGCAUUCCCUCCAUUAAUAAUGAUGGACAUAUACCAUUUUAUAAGGUUGACAGUUUUUGGGAUUUUGAUAACAUAGGCGUAACAAAGCACGUUGGUAACGACAAGGAAAGUCAUGAACUACCUCAAAUACAAUUGGUAAGUUCUGGCAAAUCAUUGGAACCAGUUCAAUAUCAGAUUUGCAGGUACUUAACUUGUGGAGCCUGUGAUAAAGGGGCCGUUGGAUUUGGCGGUUAUGUUCUCAAUAAGGAUAAAGGUAAACGAGAUCAUGUUGAAGUAAAUCCAAAUGAUUUGACAUAUUUUGUGUCCCUAUAG
Messenger RNA from Brettanomyces bruxellensis, 483 nucleotides. RefSeq lists its product as uncharacterized. The record is from RefSeq and is a predicted model, not a curated record. The coding region runs from base 1 to 483 and encodes 160 amino acids. Gene Ontology annotation, molecular function: guanyl-nucleotide exchange factor activity. Lineage: Eukaryota; Fungi; Ascomycota; Pichiomycetes; Pichiales; Pichiaceae. Gene Ontology annotation, biological process: small GTPase-mediated signal transduction. The transcript has a single exon.